CCUGUUUGCAGUCAAAAUACAGUAGCUUCAUUCACUGCCUACAAAAGACUCCUACCAAACAAGACAGAACAAUGGUGUAUAACUGUACAAUGCUAGAUGACUUCCUGUUGCAGUACUACCUGACUCCCGCCUAUGCCCUGGAGUUUGCCCUGGGUUUCCCCAGCAACCUGCUGGUGGUCCUGGGUUAUGUGUUCUGCCUGCCAGAGUGGAAGAGCACCAAUGUUUACCUGUUCAACCUCGCUGUCUCUGAUCUCAUCUUUCUGUGCACGCUGCCACGCCUCUCCUACCUGUACGCCAACGCCCAAUUAGAAGACAGUGGCUUCGGCUGCACCAUCAACCGCUAUAUUCUCCAUACCAACCUCUACUCCUCCAUCCUUUUCAUGGUGUGGGUCAGCAUGGACCGCUUCCUGCUCGUACGACACCCGUCACGACUUCACUUCCUGUUGACCAAGAAGGCGGCCCUCUGCUUGUCUCUCAUGACCUGGGUGGCAGUUAACAUGCAGGUGGCCCCCCUAAUAUUGUACAUGGUCCAGGACAUGCGGAAAGGGAACUGGAGCUUAUGUAAGGACUUUGGGAGCCUGGGGAUUAUGGAUAACUUGCUGGGAUACAGCCUGGGCCUGACGGUGACUGGCUACCUGCUGCCUCUGCUGGGGCUUGGCUUCUUCAGUUACCACAUCAACCGGCUUCUCUGUGUCCAGGCGAAAGUGAUUCAGGGCAAGGGGACAUCAUUCCGCCGGCCCGUACGGGUGGUCUCUGCUGUAGCGGCCAUGUUUCUGGUACUGUAUCUGCCCUAUCAUUUGAUGAGGAAUGUGAGGAUAGCGUCGCGGCAUCCCUGGGCAGGGCUGUCUGACUGCCACAAGAUAUAUAUAGAGAGUGCAUACAUCCUGACCAGGCCGGUGGCGUUCUUCCAUAGUGUAAUUAACCCUGUGUUCUACUUCUUCAUGGGAGACAAGUUCAGAGAGCUCCUAUUGGCCAAGAUCAGAGGCCUGGUGAGACAGCUAAAACAGAGGACAGGGAUCGCAAUGUGAGAUCCUGUUGGACAACUUCAAACACACACAAACAAACA
This is a messenger RNA of Salvelinus sp. IW2-2015, 1066 nucleotides long. Its product is annotated as succinate receptor 1. Gene Ontology annotation, biological process: G protein-coupled receptor signaling pathway. The record is from RefSeq and is a predicted model, not a curated record. Gene Ontology annotation, molecular function: G protein-coupled receptor activity. Gene Ontology annotation, cellular component: plasma membrane. NCBI's taxonomy places the organism in Eukaryota, Metazoa, Chordata, Actinopteri, Salmoniformes, Salmonidae.